Messenger RNA from Seminavis robusta, 1753 nucleotides. Lineage: Eukaryota; Bacillariophyta; Bacillariophyceae; Naviculales; Naviculaceae. The record is from the annotation of a GenBank genome assembly.
UCCAGACGUGUUACUCCAGCAAUUCGUUAACUCUGUCUUUGUUUGUUCAAGUAGAGUACUUUCAACAGCGCUUGCUGAGGAGUGAAAGGCGUGCCCUUUUGAUGCCCUCACAAUUAGCCUUAUUUGGCGGACACGAAGGGUUAAACAUCGAAUCGAAUCGAGUCGAAUCAUUCGAUUCAAUUCGAUACAAUGGACAAAUCCUUCGAAAAUCGAAGAAAAGAACCAAACACCAAACCACCAAACCACAACGAAGAGACACAGGAAGCAUCUUAGCAACCCUUGACGACACUUCAACCCGAGAGAACGAUUGUAAACCAUGGGAAAGGCAGAGAAAGGCACACCGAAAGACAUUGCGAAGCGCAUCAAGUCAAAGGGGCUUCAAAAGCUCAAGUUCUAUUGCCAGAUGUGUGAGAAGCAAUGUCGCGACGCCAAUGGCUUCAAGUGUCAUAUGACAUCAGAGGCUCACUUGCGACAAAUGAAAAUAUUUUCAGAGAAUGCCAAAGGAAUCAUGGACAGAUACUCGCGCGAAUUCGAGUCCUCUUACCUUCAAACUCUUCGACAACGUCACACGACGAAACGAGUCAAUGCCAAUAACGUGUAUCAAGAAGUCAUUCAAGACAAGCAGCACAUUCACAUGAAUUCCACUCGCUGGGCCUCAUUGAGUGACUUUGUCAUGUACCUUGGAAAAAAGGGAAAAUGUGUAGUGGACGAAACCGAGCGGGGGUGGUAUGUCCAGUACAUUGAGGUCGAUGCUGGUAUCUUGGCACGCCAAGCGGCACAAGAACGACGUGUCGAGGCGGAAAAGGCUGCCGAGAUUGCACAAGCCGAACGCAUGGAAAAGCAACGCAUCGAAGCUGCCAAGGCGUUUGAUCUGGUAGGAGGGACCGUACACAGAGAAGCCACCAAGUUGGAACGGGAUGAAUCCACGGCGGCAGUCAAGGUUUCUCUCUCGAGUAAGGACAAGAAAAAAACAACCAACAAAACGAGUUCCAAGCUCGGAUUCUUUGCAGAUGAGGAUGAUGAAGCCAGUGAUGACGAAGACGCACCAAAAUCAGACGCCAUAGUGCUUCCCGAAACGACACCCAAUCCGUCUGCAACAACCAGACAUAUUAAACGAAGUGUACCCCAAUCAGCAAGCGAUAAAGAUUGUGAGCGGGAAUCUUCCAAACGACCUAGGAAAGCGGAAGAGAAAAUGGCCAAUGAUCAAGACACUGCCAAACCCAAAAGCGACAAAUCUACAAGAGACGAAGACGAAAAGCCAUGGUUGAAACGGGACAUUAUAGUACGAGUCGUGACCAAAAAGCUACACGACGGAAAGUACUUUCGACGCAAAGGUAUUGUGGAUCGGGUACUGAAAGACAACAAAUUCUGUGCCGAAGUCGAACUGCUGGAUUCCAGUCCGGACCAACGCGAUGGUGGGGAUAUCCUUCGCUUGGACCAGAACGAUUUGGAAACGGUAGUGCCAAAAGAAGGCAAAAAGGUUCGAAUACUAAAGGGAGAGUUCCGCGGAGAAAAGGCCAAGUUGAUCUCGGCCGACAAGAAAAAGUACCGAGCCACCCUGAAAUUGUUGGAUGAUGGGACGGUUUUGGAAAAGAUUGAUUUUGAAGAUUUCUCGCAGUUGGCAUGAACAGAAAGCAAUUCAACUCAUUAGGUCCUUGUUGGAUUGUGUCUUGAACGAAGCCAUUACUUUGGGUUGCAAUAGUUGUAUCAUGGCAUUUCUGUCUGGAAUAUCAUGGCAUUUCUGUCUGGAAUA